CAAUCAGAGAGGUUAUUAAGCUCUGUUAAAAAAAAAAAAGAUCACACGAAGCAUCUAUUACAGCUCUUCACAAUGAAGUUCCCUGUUAAACUCUUUUUAUUCGGGAGUUUCAUUGCGCUCCAGUGGAGUGGCCCUACUUUCAGAGAAGAGUCUCUGAAAGGCAUGAGGGUGCUUGUGACUGGUGCGAGCACUGGCAUCGGGGAGCAGGUGGCGUACCAUUAUGCCCGCAUGAGUGCUCAGAUUGUCAUCACAGCAAGAAGAGAACAUGUAUUAAAAGAGGUUGUAAAGAAGUGUCUGGAUCUGGGAGCUCAGAAAGCUCUGUAUAUUGCAGCGGACAUGGCUGAAAUGGCUGAUGCAGAGCGGGUGGUGGAGUUUGCUAAAGAGCAGCUUCACGAGCUGGACUACGUAGUACUUAAUCACAUCGGGCCGAGUCCAUAUGGGAUGUGGGAUGCUGAUGUGGAUCACGUUAAAUGGCUCAUGCAGGUGAAUUUCCACAGUUAUGUGAAAAUGGCUGUGAAAGCUUUACCAGUUCUGGAGAAGACUAAUGGAUCACUGAUUGUUGUCUCUUCCUUGUAUGGUAAAAUGUGUUUACCUUUUGGUCUACCGUAUGCCGCUACCAAAUUUGCCCUGAAUGGCUUCUUUGGGAGUCUCCAGCAUGAGCUGGCUAUGAAGCACAGCAACGUAUCUGUCACUAUCUGCACCCUGGGCCUCAUUGACACGGAGUCAGCUAUGGAAAAAAUCAAAAUAAUCUCCAUGAUCCCAACCAGUCUGGAUUCAAAGCAACACAUUCUACAGAGACUGCCCUUUUGGCAGUCACUGAGAAACUACAUACUGCUAGAUCAGCCAAGCUGUCAUCGGUCCUCAUCCUCCUUGACCUUACUGCAACAUUUGACACGGUUAACCACAAGACUCUCUUGUCCACCCUCAGGAGUCUUGGAAUUUGUGGAACAGCAUGGGAAUGGUUUGCUUCCUACCUGGAUGGUCGCUCAUAUCAGAGGCUACACUGACAUUCCUGCUUACCCUGCACAUGAGGCUGCGUAUCAGAUCAUCAAGGCUGGAGCACUUCGUGAGAGCGAGGCCUUCUACCCCUGGUACACCUUCUAUGCCUCACUCUUCAGAGAUUGGUUCCCUUACCACAGAGAUCAGGUCAUUAGGAAGGUUUUCAGAUACCAGCCAUAAUUCGGUGCUGGUCACUGGCACUUACAGACAACAUGGAGUGUUCAUUUGGUGCUCUGGAUAAACAUGAUAGAACACUGAUAAAGCACAGUGUGAGGAAUGUUUAAUGCUAAAUUAAGUUGCCUGUAAAUUAUUAUAAAUUUCUACAUGUAAAUGGUAUAGAAUAUAGAUGGUAUAAAUAUAUGUGUGCUGUGUUAUAAAAUAUUUUCAUCAGAUAUUGUAUUGUUGCCAUAUCUCCCCCAGCCACUGGUGAAGGCUCUGAUUAGUCAGGAGCUGAUUAACUGUCUGUAACAACGAUUUUGUUGUUCUUAUUAAGUUCACAAAAGUGAAGCUGAUGAGGGAAUGAUGGGAAUGAGGGAAUUGUUUACAUCUGCUGUAAGUGAGAAUCUUGUAUCAUGGACAUUCCAAAGCAUUAAGCAUGCAAUAACUCUAAACAGACAUAACUGUUAGAGUUGGAAAAAUGAUGUUUACUGAGAGAAAUAAAACACAUCAAAAUGUGUUUUAUACCAUGUGGUAACUCACUCUACUGUUGAUUAUUUUCUGAUCUUGUUUUCGUCCUUAUUUACAAUGUUCGGGAAAUCUUAAAUGGACUUAAAGUAUUUGAGCUCUUGGAAUCCACCAAUUUUAUGAGAUGAACUGAAUGUCUUUUCACAAUGUAAUAAGGCAUGUAACAGUUUCAAAUUAAAAUCUAUAACUGCCCGUAUUUGAUUGAGUAUCUGUUUUCAUUUCCCCAUCACAUAACAGUACACAUGAGUAGUAGAAAGAGUUUUUCAGGAUAUACCCAGAAUAUUAUGCCACUAUAUGAGGUAACAGGGAGGCUUGGUGGCACAGUGGUUAAUGUUGCCUCCACACAGCUACAGGUCCCCCCAGAUAAAAUCCUAAGGUUGCAUUACUAUUUA
This is a messenger RNA of Hemibagrus wyckioides, 2075 nucleotides long. RefSeq names its product hydroxysteroid 11-beta-dehydrogenase 1-like protein. Gene Ontology annotation, molecular function: oxidoreductase activity. Lineage: Eukaryota; Metazoa; Chordata; Actinopteri; Siluriformes; Bagridae. The transcript is spliced from 7 exons. Gene Ontology annotation, cellular component: intracellular membrane-bounded organelle. Bases 73 to 1179 code for a protein of 368 amino acids. The record is from RefSeq and is a predicted model, not a curated record.